CAAGAGAUAAGUUGAGAUGCUGAGAAUGUCAGAAGAUGAAACCGUUCACCAAUAUUCAACCAAGCUACAAGACUUGGUGAACCAAAUUAGGGCAAAUGGUGGUGAGUUUCUAGACAAAAGGGUUGUUGAGAAGAUUAUGGUGAGUGUUCUAGACAAGUUUGAGUCCAAGCUUUCAACCAUUGAAGAAACUUGUGACUUGGAUACAAUGACUGUUAAUGAGCUCAUCAGCAAGUUGAAAGCUCAUGAACAAAGAUUGACUCUAAAAGGUCAAGUUGUUGCAACCAAAGGUGCCUUCCAAGCAAGACAAAAAGGAAAGCAAUAUAAGGGGAAGCAACAAGUGCAGUGCCAUGCAUGUAAAAAGUUUGGUCACAAAGAGAAGUCUUACAAGGCAAAGAAGGGCCAGUACAGACCAAAACAAUCACAGCAAGCAAACUACUCAGAUGAUCAACAAGGUGAAGAUCACUUGUUCUUGGCUGUUCAGGGGAGUUCUACUUCCUCAAAAGAUUGUUGGUAUAUGAACAGUGACUGUACCAGUCACAUGGUGAAAAAUGAAGAUUACUUCAUAGAGAUUGACAAGUCUGUGAAGACAAAAGUCAAGUUGAGCAAUGGUUCAAUGGUGCGAGCACAGGGGAAGGGAACAAUUGCUGUACAAACUCCUUUAGAGUGGCUGCAAAUCAAGACCUUGAGGUCUGAUAAUGGCAACGAGUACACCUCCUCUGAAUUUAACAAAUUUUGUGAAGAUGCUGGCAUUGGGCACCAAUUGACAGUUCCUUAUUCACCUCAGCAAAAUGGUGUCUUAGAGAGGAAGAAUAGGACUGUAAUGGAGAUAGCUAGGUGUAUGUUGCAUGAAAAAAGGUUGCCUAAAUCAUUUUGGGCCAAAGCUGUUUAUACAGCUAUUUAUUUACUGAAUUCUCUUCCUGCAAAGGCUGUGAAAGGAAAAACUCCUGUAGAAGCAUGGUAUGGCAUCAAACCUUCUGCCAACCAUCUUAAAGUGUUUGGUUCAAUGUGUUACAAUCAUGUUCCAGAUAUAAAAAGAACCAAGCUGGACCAAAAAGCAAAUGUUGGCAUCUUUGUGGGCUAUGCAACUCAGUCCAAAAGUUAUAGGGUGUAUGAUGUGCACUCUAAGAAGAAGGAUGAAGUUGAUGGAAACAAAACUGCUAAUUCAAAUUUAAAUGGGAGAAUUGCUGAUACAGAUGAUGAUUCUCCUAUCUUGAAAACAAAGUCCUUAGAGGAAAUUUAUGAGCAAUGCAGUUUUAUAGUAGAUGAGCCAUCUAAUUAUGCAGAAGCAUCCAAGCAUGAAGAAUGGAGAAAUGCAAUGCAGGAGGAGCUUACUGCAAUUGAAAAAAAUGGCAUUCCGUUAAACGUCUGGGGGCCUAAAUUCUUUGCUUCGAUGGGGAGCUCAUGGGGCAAGUUCAUUUGUCUUGAUGAUAGCACAAGCCAAAGGAGGAGGUUUGACAUAGCUAGAUUUUUAAUUUCGACUCCAGUUAUGAACUCCAUUUCAGUGAUGAGACAAAUCAAAAUCGACGGGUCCGUUUACAAGCUCAAGUUCACAGAGGAGGAAUUCACCAAUAGUUUCUUCUCUUUGAAACAGGACUUCAUCCCCCACUUUAGUAGCGACUCAGAGGAACAAGAAACAUGGUCGAUGGAUAGUGAGAAGGAGGACAGUGCUAGUAAAGGUGCAGGGGAGGAAGAACAGGGGAAGGACGGUGCAGCCGAGAAUGAGGAAGAUGACGAUGAUGUGGCAUACAGUAAAGGGGAGUCGUACGAUUCGGAUCUUAGAAUUGGGUAUGCAAAGUCAAAAUCAGACAUUGAAAUGGAGAAUUCGAGAGAAAGGAAAGCUGCCCUUCCGUGCAGCGAAGAUGAACAGCAGCAAGAAGAUAAAGGAGAACCCAGCGGGCAGGAUCGCGCAAGUGCAAGUGAACAGGUGCACAUCUGCAUGCAAAGAAGUAAGGAGGGUGUCAUACAAAGAAAGAAGAAGAUUCGCCUGUGCAGUUCGGUUUACCUCAAGGCCAGAAAAACAGGGGAAGGAAUCCAGAGUGGGAAACGGCGUGAAAGGCAAAAGAUGAAAGUAGAGAAGGGACAGGGGGAGCCGAAUUUCAUGGUGAGCCCAGGUGGAGAGGUUGUGGGUGAAUCGAAUCUGAAAUUGUCUAAGGAUGAUGACAGCUUGAAGUGUAAUGCUUCAUUUUACAAAAGUUUGAUUGAGAGUUUGCUCUAUCUUACAACAACAAGGCUUGAUCUUAUGUUUGCUGCCAGUCUGCUAUCAAGGUACAUGACUUCACCAUCUCAAACUCAUUUCAGUGCUGCAAAAAGAGCUCUAAGAUAUGUAAAUGGAACUGUUGAUUAUGGAAUUAUGUAUAAGUCUGCAAGUGAUGGUUCUUUGCAAGGCUAUGUGGAUAGUGAUUGGGUAGGAUGUCCUAAUGACUCAAAAAGUACUACAGGAUAUGUUUUUUCAUUUGGUUCAGGGAUGUUUUGCUGGAAUUCAUCCAAGCAAGAACCUGUAGCACAAUCUAUGGCAGAAGCAGAAUAUAUUGAUGUUGGAGCUACCUCUAAUCAUGCUAUAUGGUUGAGGAAAAUAUUGAAUGACAUAGGACAACCUCAAGUUCUGCCAUGUGUGAUCCAAAUUGACAACAAAUUAGCCAUUGCAAUUGCUAAAAAUCUAGUUCAGCAUGGAAGAACAAAGCAUAUUCAUGUGAAGUAUCAUGUGAUCAGGCAAUAUGUUAAGGAGAAGAAAAUUAAGCUUCUGCACUAUGACUCUGAAGUUCAAGCUGUUGAUAUUCUCACCACAUCCUUGCCAAAAUCCAGAUUUGAAACUCUAAGGUCUAUGCUUGGGUUAACAAAGAAACCUCUCAAGGAGGAGUGUUGAAGAUAAAUGACACAGUGCAACCAGUAUUGUUCACGUGAACUGUUCACGUGCAAUGUUUAUAUUCAGUUCAAGUUCAAUUAAGUUGCUCAGAAGUUUCUUUUGUUGAUUUUCCAAUGUAAUCUCUAUGUAUCUUUGAUGUUAAGUGUUUACCUAAAAAUGUAGGCUAGCAUUAAUUGUAUGCUGCACCAUGGCCUUGCUUUAUGGGGAUUAUAUUAUUAUUUAAUUGUAGGUAAACAAUGUAAUGUGCUGGCAAUGUUAUGUAUAAAAGAAUAUGCCAAAA
Molecule: messenger RNA, 3143 nt
Organism: Rubroshorea leprosula
Lineage: Eukaryota; Viridiplantae; Streptophyta; Magnoliopsida; Malvales; Dipterocarpaceae
Source: the annotation of a GenBank genome assembly